AUGGACGGCGACAAUUAUUCUAGAGGACUGAUCGCAACGAUCGUAGCGAUCGUGGCGAUCGUGAGCGAGGCGAGCGCAGCCGAAGACGAUCACGCUCACCCGCAGACUAUAGGGGAGGGAGAGGUUUACGUCGUGAUGCAGAAGCUGACAGCUAUUCGUCCUCCCGCAGCCACAGAGAUCGGGAACGAGAGGACCGCUACUCUGGUAGAGACAGACGUGACCGAGAACCGUGGGAUCGCGACAGAGAACGGGAACGGGACCGUGGUGUUAGACGAGAGGUGCGACGAGAUGAGGAUCGGCAAUUACAGCGCGACGCGCACGACACUCGGCCUCGUGGUGGCCGUAGAGAACGAGAAAGAGAUUUUGACCGAGAUCGCGAUCGGAGGCGGAGUCCCUCUCCGCCUCCCAAGAAGAGAGGAGCUACCCCAGAUCUCACCGAUGUGA
This is a messenger RNA of Grosmannia clavigera kw1407, 444 nucleotides long. RefSeq lists its product as uncharacterized. The transcript has 2 exons. Lineage: Eukaryota; Fungi; Ascomycota; Sordariomycetes; Ophiostomatales; Ophiostomataceae. The record is from RefSeq and is a predicted model, not a curated record. Bases 1 to 444 code for a protein of 147 amino acids.